This is a messenger RNA of Labeo rohita (rohu), 855 nucleotides long. RefSeq names its product sodium- and chloride-dependent glycine transporter 2-like. The record is from RefSeq and is a predicted model, not a curated record. Gene Ontology annotation, cellular component: membrane. Gene Ontology annotation, molecular function: glycine:sodium symporter activity. Lineage: Eukaryota; Metazoa; Chordata; Actinopteri; Cypriniformes; Cyprinidae. Gene Ontology annotation, biological process: synaptic transmission, glycinergic; sodium ion transmembrane transport; glycine import across plasma membrane.
GUCCUGGGAUUGCAUUUGUGGUCUACCCAGAGGCUUUGACUAGGUUGCCCUUGUCACCAUUCUGGGCUAUCAUCUUCUUCCUCAUGCUGCUUACACUUGGUCUGGAUACCAUGUUUGCCACAAUAGAAACUAUAGUGACAUCUGUUUCCGAUGAGUUCCCCAAGUACCUGCGCAAACACAAGCCUCUGUUCACUUUGGUUUGCUGUCUGUCCUUUGUGCUGGGCUUCCCCAUGAUCACUGAGAGUGGAAUGUACAUGCUUCAGCUGGUGGACACCUAUGCAGCCUCUUACUCUCUGGUCAUCAUAGCCAUAUUCGAACUGGUUGGAGUCUCAUACGUUUAUGGUCUACAGCGGUUCUGUGAGGACAUUGAGAUGAUGAUUGGGUUCCAGCCAAACAAGUUUUGGAGAAUCUGCUGGGCCUUUGUCACACCAACCAUUCUCACAUUUAUUUUGGCACUCAGUUUGUACCAGUGGAAGGUGAUGACAUAUGAGGAUUACACUUAUCCAACCUGGUCUAUGGUUCUCGGCUGGCUUAUGGUCAUCUGUUCUGUCAUAUGGAUUCCCAUUAUGUUUGUUAUUAAGAUGCACCUUGCACCUGGAUCGUUUAUUGAGCGUCUGAAGUUGGUGUGCUCUCCUCAGCCCGACUGGGGUCCAUUCCUGAUGAAACACCGUGGGGAACGCUACAAGAACAUGAUCGACCCACUGGGCACCAACUCCCUCGGCCUCAAACUUCCCCCCAAAGAUUUCCAGCUAUCAGCCCAAUAUCAAUAAUCCUCCUCAAUCCCCUGUGAGUGCGAAAUUCCCCGAGGCCUCUGAGGGUGAGACCAGCACUCAUGUCAAACUCUUUCUUCCCCCU